GACAGAUCAUGUUCUCCAUGUGGAGAACGUGAUGGAAUCUGACGUUUCUGUCGGUUCCGUGUUAAUGUGAGGAAGGUUCCAGUCUCCUCGCGGCUCCUCUCAGAUCUGAUGGUUCCCUCUCUUCACUGGAGGCGACGAGUGACCUUUGAGUCGCAUGAUUCGUGUCCAGUGGGUGACGGGCGUGGGCCAUGACAGACACCUGUCAGUCACCGUCAACGCUCCCAGCGGUCUGUUAGUGUCGACUGUCGAUGACGCGAAGGGUCAGAUCGACUUUGAGGCUGAGGAAACAGGUUUCCAUCAGAUGUGUUUCAGCAACUUCCACAACCGCUUCGGCACCAUGCAGGUCUUCCUCAGCUUUGGUGUUUACUACGACGGCCACCAAGACCUCGCCGCGAGCAAAGACGAGGAGAAGAAGAAGAAGGAGGAGGUCAGAAAAGACCUUAACAACACGCUGAGCGUCAUAGAGCUUCGCUCGCAUGAGGAGGAGCGCCGACUACUACCUGCUGCUGUCCAACUCGCAGUACGUCACCUGGUGGUCCACGGCCCUCAGCCUCCUCGUCGUCACCUCCGGGUAUCUGCAGCUCCUCUUCCUCAAAAGGCUCUUCAUCAGCAAGACCUGCACCGAGGACGAGAGGCCUCGCUGCUGACAGACUCGGCGUCCUUUGCACGCAGGAUGUUUAGUCCAGCAGAAAGAAGCCGGGGUGAAGCCAGCACCUACGGAUCUGAAUCCAAAAAACAUCCAGAUCUGUCUGUAUGUAUCUAUGGUGGACCCGGAGCCACAAAUGAUACUAAAAGGCUGCAGUGGCCAUUUUUCUUCCUGGUAUUCUAUUUGUGUCCUUGUAUUUCUUCAAGCAAUAUAAAUAAACAUUGCUAUUAGAUGAU
This is a messenger RNA of Xiphias gladius (swordfish), 882 nucleotides long. RefSeq names its product transmembrane emp24 domain-containing protein 6-like. Gene Ontology annotation, biological process: Golgi organization; intracellular protein transport; endoplasmic reticulum to Golgi vesicle-mediated transport. Bases 155 to 877 code for a protein of 240 amino acids. Gene Ontology annotation, cellular component: endoplasmic reticulum-Golgi intermediate compartment; endoplasmic reticulum; COPII-coated ER to Golgi transport vesicle. Lineage: Eukaryota; Metazoa; Chordata; Actinopteri; Istiophoriformes; Xiphiidae. The transcript is spliced from 4 exons. The record is from RefSeq and is a predicted model, not a curated record.